UCUUAUUAUUCCUGUCCCUUUAAGAAGGAGCUGAUCCCGCGUGACUCAGCAUUUUCUUCAGGGAAAGCGUGCCGUCUGGUUUCAAGGAGAGAGGAGCAGGCGGUCACUCCUGCUUUGGGCUUCGUCUCGACUGGCUGAAUCUCCGGCAUGCCUGGCAAAUACACGGUCACCUACUUCCCUGUCCGCGGGCGCUGUGAGGCCCUGCGGAUGCUGUUGGCUGACCAGGGACAGGAAUGGACAGAGGAUGUGAUGACUAGAGAGAUAUGGCAGAAAGGAGACAUCAAGAAAUCAUGUGUCUUUGGGCAGCUGCCUAGAUUUCAGGAUGGAGACUUCAUGCUGUAUCAGUCAAAUGCUAUUCUACGCCACUUGGCUCGGAACCAUGGGCUCUAUGGUCAAGAUGCACGGGAAGCAGCACUGCUGGACAUGGUGAAUGAUGGCGUGGAGGACUUGCGUGUGAAAUAUUAUCGCCUCAUCUACCAGAACUAUGAGGAUGGCAAAGCUGCCUAUGUUGAGGCCCUGCCAGGGGAACUGCGUCCUUUUGAGAAUCUUCUGGCUCAGAAUAAUGGUGGGAAGGCCUUCAUUGUAGGCAAACAGAUCUCCUUUGUGGACUACAAUUUGCUGGAUGUGCUACAUGUGCACCUGGUCCUGGCACCUGAUUGCCUGGCUUCCUUGCCUUUUCUGGCUGGCUAUGUGCAGCGGCUCAAUGCUCGGCCCCUUCUCAAGGCUUUCCUGGAGUCUGAUGCACACAAGAAGCGCCCAAUUAAUGGGAAUGGCAAACAGUGAGAAGAAUGGCUCCUCCAAGUUGCAAUGCUUUCUCUUACCUAUGGGAACAUUGUAGUUUUGUAUGCUUCAUUGUGGAAUAUAGCUCAUUUGAAGAAGGA
Molecule: messenger RNA, 881 nt
Organism: Eublepharis macularius
Lineage: Eukaryota; Metazoa; Chordata; Lepidosauria; Squamata; Eublepharidae
Gene: GSTP1
Product: glutathione S-transferase pi 1
Exons: 7
Coding region: 148-783 (211 amino acids)
Biological process (GO): glutathione metabolic process
Cellular component (GO): cytosol
Molecular function (GO): glutathione transferase activity
Source: RefSeq, a predicted model, not a curated record